GCUCGUGGCCGCAACUUUUUUUCACAAGGGUCGGCCCGCCGCCAACGGCAACCAACAUGGCAGUUCAAGAGAACGGAUAUUUACCGACGGUGUCGCCUGGAUUGAGGAAGGCCAGCCCGGUGGCUAAGGAUGUGAAAAGUGAGAAGGCCCGGAGAAAGAGCCCUCUGCGAUGGACACUAGGGUUGGUAGUACGGUUAUGUAUUUGGUAUACCCUUCUCACGCCCUUUUUACGAUGCCCAUCACGCCUUGACGGGUUGAACGAGACCUCGCCCACGGUGUGCAAGCCCUAUUUGAUCGCACGUUCGCACGUGGAGCCCUAUGUGACUCCCUACUAUGAUACCUACGCCGCCCCCUACGUCGAUCAGGCGCGCCCGUAUGUGGAGGUGUUCAACCAGCGAGUUUAUACACCUGCCUCUAAUGUCGCUAAACACGGCUAUGAGAAGUACGGCGCUCCGGCAUGGCAACAAGCCCGGGGAUUUGGCGAAGCACAAUGGAAAGCACAAGUGACCCCGCGUUUGGAAGCUGCUCAAGUUCAAGCCCAUCAGUUGUAUUUGGGUCAAGUUGAUCCAUAUGUUCAACAAGGUGUUUCCCUGGUGUCACCUUACUACCAGAAGGCCAAUGGGGCGGCGCAGGCUGUGUACUGGAACCAAUUGGUGCCUUUCUACACUCGCUCGCAGCCUUUUAUUGGAAAGACCUACAGCACCGGUCAGCAAGUUUUGACUACCCAUGUGAUGCCUGGUGCACGCUACACCUGGUCAUCGGUGGUUUACUUUGCGAACAGCUCGUUGUGGCCUCAUGUGACAGGUCUCUACUCGGAGCAGGUCGAGCCUCAACUUGUCAAAAUUGGCCAGCGCCUGGCCAGCUAUCGGGAAGGCAAGCGCCUCCGCGCUGUCGUUGAAGAAAUGGACAGUUCUACUUCCGAACAGACCAUCUCAUCCACCGUCACGACCGCGAGGGUCGAGCCUCGUACCUCUGCAAGUACCACGACCACCACUGUGACACCUGAGACUCCCUCCGUUCAGCCCACCCUGUCCGCCGAAGAACAGUCCAAGCAAGCCCGUGUCCGAAUUGAGUCCGAUCUUCAGAGGUGGCAGGACAAGUUUGCUGUUGCAGCCGACAAAGGCAUUGAAGAUCUCGAAGAGCGCAUUGCAGACAUCGUUUCCGCCCUCAUCGCCAACAGCGCCAACAGCCACGGUCAAAGCCUAUGGACCGCCCUCCAGGCAGUCUCGACUGAAAAGAUUUCCUCCGUCAAGGAGCGAAUUAACGAGCUUGCGGCAGACCUGCCAGAGGAAGACGCCCCUGAAGCGGAGGAGGAGUCCCGUGACAAGUUGCUCAUCGACAUUCGCCAGUCUGCUGUCUCCGUCAGAGAUCGUGCCCACGCUCUCCGACAAUGGUCUCUAUCCUUCGAUGAGGAACUCGUUCGUCGGGUCUCUGCCGCUAUCAAUUCAACCCUGGAUGUCCUCGACAGCAUCCGUGACCUGGGUCUGCAGGAGAUUGGUACUCGAUGGGCCUGGAUGGACGAUGUGACUUAUAAAGACUGGGCUAAGUACCAUGCACUCAAGGUUCAGAUUGAUGACUGGCGCAAUGAGAUCCGCAAGGUCGGCAUGAACCACAAGUCAAUUGCUGAAGCCCAGUCUGUGGCCGCUGGAAUCCUGGAUAGUGGAAUGGAAGUGGCUGAGGAUACCGCCAGAGAACUCAUCAGGCUCAAGGAUGUUGGCAACUGGAAGAUUGCCGCUCGUGAGGUUAGUGAAAACUUCGAUACCCGCACUGAAACUCCGCCUCCACGGCCGAGACCAGUUGUGGAGCAUGAGGAAGUUGAAGAGAGCACGGACAAUGAUGAGAUUUUCGAAGAAGCCACCAAGAAUUCCCAGUCUUCGUCGACUAUUUCGCAGGAAGAUGACACUGAAGAGACCUCUGUCUCCACUCCUAGUGCGGAUGUUUCUGACGAGACCGAGCCUGUUAAAUCCGAAUCAAUCACAGAAGGCGAAAGUGCAGAGGACCAUGUUUCGGAUGCUACCUUCGAAGAAGAAAACUACACUAAUAUACCUGCUUUCGGCGUUGCCGCUGCCACUUUGAACACAGAGCAGGAGCCCAUCCUUGACGAUGACGAGCAGGAUGUUCUCCACAAUUUGGCUAACAAAGCUGGAGAUGUCUACUCCGACGCAAGCUCCGCUUUUGCCGAUUCAACCUCCCAGGCCAAGAUCCUCUAUGAAAUCGCCAAGUCUCAGGUCCUAGGCCAGAUGGCACAGUCGAGUGCUCCCGCUCAUGCUCAGGUUCUGUCUUCUAUCGAGUCUGCUUAUUCUGGCGCUGUGAAGUACGCCACUCAGGAGUUUGAGGCUCGUAUUGGCGCUGUCAAGGCUACCCCUACAUCCGCGGGGCCCCUGGCUCACAUUUCUUCCGUUGCGUCCUCGCGCUUGAGCGAAGGUCUCAGCCUGGCCUCGGAGCAGUUGGCCUGGCACACUGUCCCUGCUACCACCUCGGCUGGUUUCCAGCCUUUCGUGCUUGAUGCACAGCGUCGCUACUAUGAGGCAGUUGGUGUCGCUCACGACCACUAUACUGCCUUUGUGUCUACGGCAUCAGAGGCAGUUUAUGGCACUCCUACCCCGACCCCGGCUCCCUUGGACUUCCGAAACCUCGUUGAACAAGCUGGUUCUCAGUACGAGCAAGCUUCGUCCCUGGCUUCCGCUAGUCUCGCGGCAGUUGUCGCCUCGGCAAGCUCUAUGAUCUCCGCAGUGGAUGAUGGAAGGUCCCAGAGCAUCAUCGAUGAUGCCUCUUCCAGAUAUCAUGCUGCUCUUUCUGCUGCAUCUUCUUCUCUAUCUCUCGCAUCAGCCUCAGCUAGCUCCGCUAUCUAUGGCACAACGCCAGGGGCCAUGGAAGCUCUUUCUAGUCAUGCUUCGGAGAACUGGGAGUUGCUCGUCUCCAAGGCUAGCGAGCAGAUCUACGGCACCCCCGCGCCCUACCUGCAGCAAGUGGUUGACAACGUGCCUCAGCUCGACGCUGUCCACGCAAUUGUUUCUGAGCUGCUUGUUGGCAAGCAACCAUCCUUCACUGAAAGUGUCCUAAGCAAGCUUCGUGUUGCCUACGAGACCCCCUACCCGGCUGCAGCCGUGUCCGCCGCCUCGAGCUACGCCAGUGAGGCCUAUGAGGCGGUCUCAUCUGCCAAUGGCGCCAUUGUCUCUGACAUCCCCAGCGUGGAAGACAUUGUGCAACAGGCCAAUGAUCAGCUUCACGCUGCCGUCGCGGCUGCCAGUGUUGGUAUCUAUGGCACGCCCAAGGGCAGCUUCGGGCAGGCCACUGAUGCUGCAGCCGAUGCUUACUCGUCUGCCUCCGUACAGAUCAGCGGUGCUAUCUAUGGCAAGGAGCCUAGCUAUGUCGAUAUUGCCAAGGACAACAUUGAACAGAUCCAGUCCCGGGCUAGUGCCGCGAUCUACGAUGAAGAGCCCGGUGUGGUUGAUCUUGCUACUAGCCGCCUUGCUGCCGCCGUUGAGAGUGCUCAGGCACAACUCGCCGAUCUCGCAUCCAGUGCAAGCAGUGUUGCCUCUGAAGCUGUUGAGACCGCUGUGUCCCAUGCCGAUCAGAUCACCAGCAGCAUCAAGGGUUCUGUCUCGUCCCAGUCCAAGGACGAGCUUUAG
Messenger RNA from Penicillium subrubescens, 3632 nucleotides. RefSeq lists its product as uncharacterized. The transcript is spliced from 3 exons. The record is from RefSeq and is a predicted model, not a curated record. The coding region runs from base 57 to 3632 and encodes 1191 amino acids. NCBI's taxonomy places the organism in Eukaryota, Fungi, Ascomycota, Eurotiomycetes, Eurotiales, Aspergillaceae. Gene Ontology annotation, biological process: protein transport.